Mugil cephalus (flathead mullet) is the source of this 1154-nucleotide messenger RNA. RefSeq names its product protein CEBPZOS-like. Lineage: Eukaryota; Metazoa; Chordata; Actinopteri; Mugiliformes; Mugilidae. The record is from RefSeq and is a predicted model, not a curated record. The coding region runs from base 146 to 391 and encodes 81 amino acids. The transcript is spliced from 4 exons.
UUAGCCGUUAGCCGUUAGCAUUGAUUGCAGAAGGACGAGACGAGAUGUCACCUGUUAACAUUUCACGUUGUUAAAGCAUCUUUUUCCUCUUAAAAGUUAAUUUAAACGAUUAAUUAACUGGUUUCCAGUUGACCUGAAUCUAAAGAUGUCUCAUAAACCUCUGCAGCCUCUGGCCAAGACGCUGAUAAAGGCCGUGAUCGCUCUGGAGAUGGUCGGCGUGUUCGGGGUGUACGCUUUGUUUUUCAAGAUGAAAGACAGUCAAGAUUUCCGCGGCACCAUGAACAGGAGGUUCCCAUCGAUUCUAGAAGUUUACUACCAGUCCAACGAGUGGGCGGGAAUCUACGGCAUCCGAGAGCGAGACCGGGAGGCGUGGGCGUCCAAGCAGGACUGAACCGCAUGAUGUCAUCAGCAUCAUCAUCAGCAUCAUCAGCGUCUACUUCUUCUUCUUCCUCUUGUUGCUGUUGAACGUGCGGCCGAACGGCUUCUUCUUGGUGAACGCGCUUUUCUUCCUCCGCAGCGUCUUGACGUCGCGGCCGUGGAUCCAGUCGUCACGUUGAGCUUCCCACUUCAGCUGCUUCACAGCUGGAGACAAAACAACAAAACAGCAAUGAGACGACGUCCAAACGUCCACAUCUGAGUCAACGUACGGGAAGUUUAACGGUUAAAACUUUUAAACGCUCUAAUCUGAGACUUUGAUGAUUUUCCUUCUUUAGAUGUGAAGGAAUGUGAAGCUGUGGAGGUUUAUUUUUUUCUUUAUAUAAUAAUAAUAACACUUUCUUAUUAUUAGACUGUGGUUCAUACAUGUGAACUAAAUAUGGACAAAUGUGUGAAGAUUAAAUAAAGUAUCAGGAAAAAGUCUUUAAAUAAUUUUAAAUCUCCACAGUCUAAAAAAACAGGUUUUAAUAAGUGGCGUAAAUCGUUAUUAUUAAAUUAGACCUGAGGACGUUCAAGUCUUUUUGUUAUUUUUCUUUAAAGCUGGUGACGUUUCUGUUAUUUGGUCUAAUCCGCCGCCUGCUGUAAUGAAGUGUUUCUAAAGAGGAAAGACGAGUCGACUCAUGUUGUUGUUCUGUUUUAUAUUUUAGUGACUGAUUUUCUCUCUGGAGACGUUUUUAAUGCUGCUGGUAUCCAGUCAAUGAAUAAAUAAAUAAAUAAAU